GUGUGUACCAACGUUGUGGAUAUCUCGAUAUGGAACCGUCAUAUCAACUUGUUGCAGGGGAUGAGCCGAAUGCCAAUUCGCGAAAGCGCCCAUUCCAAAACCCUAACUUGACGACUUCAACCAGUUACAAGAUUACCUCGGCACUUCAGUAUUUUCAUCCAUUUGCUUUUUUUAGCCUACUUGGAAUAUGUUUGUUGGAAGCCUCGACAAUUCUCUUUCUAGUGAGAUCGUACUCGGAUGCGUCCCAGCCUUGGCCAGCAUCCCCCGUUCCGCCGAUACCAUGGAUUUCCCGCAACUUCACCCGAACUGCCACCAUGACUAACCUGACGAGCGUUGCUGAAGUGGAGGCUGCCUGGGGUGCCUACGAAACGACGGCAUUUGUGCAUGUGCAAAGGCCAGAGCUAUAUUCCUUACCACCGAAUAAAGAUGUCCUGGCAGGGACGGCGAAUGUCUACAUGCUUAGCGUGCAUCACCAACUGCAUUGUCUGAAACAGCUUCACGUGGCGACUCUACAUUUUCCGGGUGGAAAUGGACAACAGAAUCACGCGGAGGACUCGGAGUCGGUACGCCACAUGGAGCAUUGCGUUGAUUAUCUGCGGCAAGCGAUCCUCUGCGCCGGGGAUGCAACACUCGAGGGCCCAGAUCCAGGGAAAAGAACUCUAAGUGGAUAUGGAACUACACAUCAAUGCCGCAAGUGGGAUGGGUUGAAUGGACUGGAGACCUGGAGAUUGUUGAACAGUCCCCAGAACCCAUAGUGUAGAAUUAAGCCUGAUGUCUUGCAGUGGUACCCUCCCAUGACUUUCUAUCUGAUUGAUACAUGCAAC
Aspergillus piperis CBS 112811 is the source of this 824-nucleotide messenger RNA. RefSeq lists its product as uncharacterized. The coding region runs from base 30 to 755 and encodes 241 amino acids. The transcript is spliced from 3 exons. The record is from RefSeq and is a predicted model, not a curated record. Gene Ontology annotation, biological process: mycotoxin biosynthetic process. Lineage: Eukaryota; Fungi; Ascomycota; Eurotiomycetes; Eurotiales; Aspergillaceae.